This is a messenger RNA of Raphanus sativus (radish), 531 nucleotides long. RefSeq names its product UPF0057 membrane protein At4g30660. Lineage: Eukaryota; Viridiplantae; Streptophyta; Magnoliopsida; Brassicales; Brassicaceae. The transcript is spliced from 2 exons. The record is from RefSeq and is a predicted model, not a curated record. The coding region runs from base 143 to 370 and encodes 75 amino acids. Gene Ontology annotation, cellular component: membrane.
AGAUAAUUAAAAGAACGUGGACUGUUCUGUAUCUAUGUACCGACAACAACAAUAGUGUUCUGUCUCUUCAACAUCUCCUCCGUUGAACUCAUUACAAGGAUCAUAUAAGUCUUCGUCUUCUAAAAGAUUUAUUUUGUUGAAAAUGCCGACCAAGUGCGAAAUCUUGUGCGAGAUCUUGAUCGCAGUCCUUCUUCCUCCUCUAGGAGUUUGCCUCAGGCGUGGCUGUUGCACUGUGGAGUUCUUGAUAUGCUUGGUCCUGACGAUCGUAGGAUACGUGCCAGGGAUAAUCUAUGCGCUUUACGUGAUUGUGUUCCAGAACCAAGAAGAGUAUUUCGAUGAAGCCAGACGCCCUCUCUACUACUCCGCUUGAUACCUGUCUAUAUCAGAAUCUGUUUUUUUUUCUUUGAGAACUGUUCACUCUUUGUACCCAAAUAAGUUGUUCUUUUUUAUUUUAUUAGUGUGUUGAAAUAGAUUUGAAAACUUUGUGUGUUUGACUGUUCCUUUCAUUCUUAGGUUAUAUUCACCUAGUUA